CUCUCCGUGUUUAUUAUCAGUAUCAGAAGAUUCAGAACCGUAUAUUUCUUUGGCAGCUCGCUCUGCUUUUCUUUGCUGCUUAUACACCCUAACACUACAACACCCCAUUCAUUCAUUCUCUUCCCAAGAUCGAGAAGGAAGUCAGUCAUCCUCUCUGUAACUCUUCAGCGAGUGUGAGUGUGGGGCUGCGCUGGGCGAUACUAUAGGACCGAAACCAAAAGGAGGAGGAGGAGGAGCAAGAUGGCUGUUACGAUGAAACAGAUGUCCUUGAUCGUGGCCACUUUGGGUGUCCUGUCAUUCAUCUUUGGAGUGAUUGCUGAGAAUAAGAAGCCAACCGCAGGAACAGCAAUUGAUAUGAAAGGUGUUACUGUGUGCAAGUAUAAGGCGGAUCCGACUGUAGUUUUGGGGUCUCUCUCCUUCGCAUUUCUUAUCGCGUGUGCUGUGGCGGGCUUUAUGUCCGUGUUUUACCCUUACAAGGGAAAGUCCAUCCCGCAAUCUGCCUUGUUCCAGAAUACGAGCUUCGUGGUGUUCUUCCUCAUCGCCCUGGGACUAGUGGGAUUAGGAGGAGCACUAAUUUUGUGGCCCACGAUCAUGGAGCAACUUCACAUUAACAACAAUGUCCACCCCUUGGAAAGCACUUCAUGUCCGACUGCUAAGACGGGACUUCUCGGUGGUGGGGCCUUCCUAUCGCUGGAUGCCAUGCUUAUCUGGCUCGUUGCGCUCAUGCUAGCGAGCAACACCCGCGAGGACUACUUUGAAGAAGUUGAGGGGAGCAGUAAGGGGGAUGCCACUGAGGUUUUACCAGGCGAUUAUGAGAUGGCACAUACGAAGGCUGUCGCUUAAUGCUUAGUAGUGGUCUCUUCCUGGAAAGGGAAUAAAUGCCGUUCUUUCAGAAUGAAAGACUUAUUUAUAGGCUACUGGUGUAUUUCAGUUCUCUUAUCGACAUUUAGGUUCGAAGAGCAGCUCUUGGCAAUUCUGAACAGCAUCAUCGAUUGUGAAUACGACCACCUUACCAUAUUACACAUGA
This is a messenger RNA of Punica granatum (pomegranate), 1027 nucleotides long. Lineage: Eukaryota; Viridiplantae; Streptophyta; Magnoliopsida; Myrtales; Lythraceae. The record is from RefSeq and is a predicted model, not a curated record.